This is a messenger RNA of Dendroctonus ponderosae (mountain pine beetle), 3730 nucleotides long. RefSeq names its product protein HIRA homolog (gene Hira). Gene Ontology annotation, molecular function: protein binding; nucleosome binding. Gene Ontology annotation, biological process: regulation of DNA-templated transcription; chromatin remodeling; DNA-templated transcription. Lineage: Eukaryota; Metazoa; Arthropoda; Insecta; Coleoptera; Curculionidae. Bases 274 to 2952 code for a protein of 892 amino acids. The transcript has 19 exons. Gene Ontology annotation, cellular component: nucleus; HIR complex. The record is from RefSeq and is a predicted model, not a curated record.
CCUCAGCCAUAUGGAAUAUUAUUGUUUGACUGCAAUGACGUCAUUCCGAUAACUAACACCAGCAAGUUAACCAAUCGAAAAAGAACGCUGUCACCGACAUUCAUAAAAGAAGAAAACAAAGGAACUAACCCAUGGCUUGUAGUUUGUUAGAUUUAUUUAUUUUUAUGUUAAGUAAAUUCUUGUUAUAAAAUAACUUUGUGCAGCUAAACGGAUGGUUAGGAAAUAGGCCGUUUCCUAAUCAACAUCCGAUUUCCAUAUCACCCAACUUGUACAAUGAUUUUCUUCAAACCCGCCUGGCUCAAUCAUGAAGACAACAAGCCAAUUUUCUCUGUGGAUGUUCACCCGAAAGGAAAUCGGUUCGCUACUGGGGGACAAGGCGGCUCAGGAGGCAGGAUUGUAAUUUGGAAUGUGAAUCCUGUGAUAAAUGAGGCUGCUGAGUCCGAUCCCAAAAUUGCCAAAAUGCUGUGUCAGAUGGACAAUCAUUUAGCGUGUGUCAAUGUGGUAAGAUGGAGCAAUAAUGGUCACUUUCUGGCCUCUGGAAGCGAUGACAAGCUAGUGAUGAUCUGGAGACUAACCAGUGAAGGAAGUUCAUCAAUUUUUGGUAGCAGCAAAGUGAACGUUGAAACCUGGAAGUGCAUUCACACUCUGAAUUCUCAUAAUGGAGAUGUAUUGGAUUUAGCUUGGGCUCCGCAUGACGGCUGGUUGGCAUCAGGCAGCGUUGAUAACAGCGUAAUAGUAUGGAACGCUCACAAGUUUCCAGAAAAAAUUGCCGUUCUGAAAAACCACACGGGAAUGGUGAAAGGCGUGACAUGGGACCCAGUAGGCAAAUACUUAGCUAGUCAAUCAGAUGAUAAGUCGCUUCGCAUAUGGAGAACUUCAGAUUGGAAUCAGCAGGAAGUGGUUACUGAUCCCUUCCAAGACUGCUCAGCAACGACGCAUGUUCUACGGUGUUCCUGGUCGCCAGACGGGCAAUAUCUUGUAUCGGCCCAUGCAAUGAAUGGAGGAGGCCCAACCGCUCAAAUCAUUGAACGAGAAGGUUGGAAACAAGAUAAGGACUUUGUAGGACAUCGCAAAGCAGUCACUUGUGUGCGAUUCAACUCAAACAUUUUAAAGAAACCAUCCCAGGAUAGUCCUAAAAAGUCCACCCAGUAUUGUUGUUGUGCAAUUGGGUCUAGAGAUCGUUCCAUAAGUGUUUGGUUGACAUCAUUAAAAAGACCACUAGUGGUCAUCAAAGACUUUUUUGAUGAUAGUGUUCUAGACAUCUCAUGGAGCAGUCGAGGGGACUUUCUGUUGGCUUGCUCAUGGGAUGGGACUGUAGGCUGUGUGGUGUUUGAACAGGCUGAAAUUGGAGUACCACUCAGUAUGGAGGAGAAGAAUGCUUUGUAUGAACGGGUCUAUCACAAGUCUUUACAAAGCAGUUGGAGCUUGAAUUUCAGUAGUUCACAGAUAGUGGAGGAUCCAGAACUGUUAUCGGCCAUCGAAGAGAUGAACAAAAAGACUGAAGCUAUUACUGUUGAUCCACCUGAAAUUAAAGAGCCACCCAAGGCCCAAGAUGUCUGUUAUGAAAGCCCGAAUUUAAACCAAAGUAUUUUGGUUCCGGUUAAUAAACAGGUUGAAACCAGGCUAUCGUCUGGUAAGCGCCGAAUUACGCCUAUGCUACUGACAACGGUCCCCAAUUCGCCCAAUUCAAACGCUACUCCGGCAGUGAACUCCGGUUCAGCCCAAUAUUUUUCCGUUUCGGACACAUUUAGCAUAUCGUCUCCAACGAAGAGUCAAAUCGUUGUCGAAAAACGAACGGAAAUUCAAGCACGACCAAUUGUUGCCAAUGACUCAAAGCCUGUGAUGUACAAUGUUCAAGGAUCCGAUACUGUGAUUUGUAAGCCUCCGGGAACUGAAAUUAAUCAACUGAUGUGCGUGGAUAUUCCUGGCGAUGAAACUAUUACUAAAUUAAUCAAUAUCAUAGACCCUGUUAAGCUGAGCGCUGCACCUACAGUGACUAAAGAAGCGGGCACAUUAAAAAUUCAGGUAAGCAAUAACUGCCAUAAAAUAUCAAACAGUGCCUCGCUGUCCAAGAUCGAAGUAUGCAAAGCAAUAGAGAAGAAAGACCAUCUCUGGGAAACAUUCCUAGGUUCAACGAUCCGGACAAUAGCCUCAAACCGCAAAUUUGUGAUAGCCUGUUGUGAAGACUUUACCAUAAAUAUAUACGAUAUUAAAACUGGUGCUCGAUCUCUCCCGCCACUCCUCAUAGAAGAUGUCGUAAGUUGCAUGAGCCUUUCACAAGCUGGAUAUCUGUUAGUUCUUACCAAAACCGGACUGAUGUAUUUAUGGGAUUUGGCAAAAGGCAGCAGCAUCCUGAGCCGGGUUUCUAUUCGAAGCCUUCUAUUUGGACGAGGCACCGUGAACGGAUGUUCACUUACCACCUCAAAUCAGCCUAUUCUGACGUUAAACGACGGAAGGGCGUAUUCGUAUAGUCCAAAUUUACAAACUUGGGUUCAGCUGUCGAAUCCUCUGGAUCCGGUCAGUAGGUCGGCAGUCUCUAUGGUGAAAAGGAUAUCUGGGAACUUACCUCUAGCUUCCCUUCAGCGAAUAAUGCCCCCUUUUCGCCCUACGGACUCCACACUCCCCUCUGGCGUUACGCUCAGCUUUUUGGAGAAUCAAAUCACUGCCACCAACGUUUUACAAAGCGUUACCGAGUAUAAGCACUGGUUAUUAGUGCAAGUCAAUCAUCUUUUGGAUAAGGGUCCUGAAUGCAGGCUGAAACUUAUUUUGGAUGAUCUAUUGGGUCCGACACAUGGAAGUAGUAAAAAGCGAAGGUUGGACUCCGACAUUAUGGGUCUAUCUAGACGAAAACUGCUUGAAGAGAUUUUAAGUAUAAUUAAAACAAAGCUUCCCUGGCAAAGACUGUAUAAAGAGUAUAACGAGCAAUUGCAAUGUGCGAACGAAGAGUCUUAGUUUUUUCAAGGCUGGCCAUCAACUUUAUUGUUUACAGUAAAAAUCUAUCCGAUAAAACAAGCAAACGUAUAUGAAACCAACCUGCAAUUCUGCGAUAUCCAAUCCCCAAUUUCGAGCCUCAUCCAGAUAAUAGCUGAUCUGAUUGAUUCCGAAUUCGGCUAAAGAGGCAGAAUAAAGAGGAUACUGCGGAAUGGGAACCAUAACUCCGGGUGUUUUGCAACCGACGUCGCAUAUGAGCAGUUUUAAGACAUUUUUAAUUGCAUCACUAGCGCCUAGAAAUUCCAGAGAUUCUGCCGUUGGCAGGCUGAAAGACUAGAAAAACUAAGCCUUACCGGCACUAAUGAUAACAUUUUGCCAAUCUGACGGAAUUCCAUCUCUUCGUGCGAUGUACUCAGCGCAAUGUUUUCGAAUAACUUCGAUUCCAGGCGAGUCCGUGUAUGAUCCUACGGAACCACCCCUGCAACCUUUUAAGAUCGUUCGAGCUCUUUCCUUGGCAUCUGCGGGAAAUCUAUUAACAAAGUUCCAGUAAGUGUUUGAAACAGAAAAACGUCUUUUUAAAGAACAUUUUACCUGGGAUCUUCUAAGAGUUGUGGCAUAGUGACCAGAGCCAAAACUUCACGGAUGAACGUGAUUGGGACUUGGCCCAUAGCAUGACAAUCUCCGAUGUUGGCUUUGAUGACCUCUUUGAAUGGCUUGCUCACGCCCUAAAUAUCCAGAAAAUAUCAUAAGUAAAACAAGUUAUUUUAUUACUAGUCCUGAUACAGUGAAGCUGUCGCAC